AUGUUAUUUUUGCAGUGUGAAAUGCAACUACCUCGUCUCACUCUCCGUCAUCCCUCGGUCGACGCAAACGCAAUGCCGUUAUUACUGGAUGGAGAGACGGAGCUUCCGAACGAGUUUCUCACAAUUCGUACUGCGCAACGUCGAUGGACCGAAUCAGAAUCAGUACGUUUUCAGUUCGAAGACUAA
Messenger RNA from Strongylus vulgaris, 186 nucleotides. The record is from the annotation of a GenBank genome assembly. Lineage: Eukaryota; Metazoa; Nematoda; Chromadorea; Rhabditida; Strongylidae.